AUGUCUAAAGCUGUUGGUAUCGAUUUAGGUACAACAUAUUCUUGUGUCGCACAUUUUGCCAAUGACCGUGUGGAAAUUAUUGCAAACGAUCAAGGUAAUAGAACAACACCUUCAUAUGUGGCAUUCACCGACACCGAGAGAUUGAUUGGUGAUGCUGCAAAGAAUCAAGCUGCUAUCAAUCCUCAAAACACAGUGUUUGAUGCUAAAAGAUUAAUUGGUAGAAAAUUCGAUGAUCCAGAAGUGGUCAAUGAUGCCAAACAUUACCCAUUCAAGGUGGUUAAUAAAGAUGGUAAACCUGCUGUACAAGUGGAAUUCAAGGGUGAAACUAAGGUUUUCACACCAGAAGAAAUCUCUUCUAUGGUUUUGACAAAGAUGAAAGAAACUGCUGAAAACUUCUUAGGUACUCAGGUUAAAGAUGCUGUUGUUACAGUUCCAGCCUAUUUCAAUGAUUCUCAAAGACAGGCUACUAAAGAUGCUGGCACUAUUGCAGGGUUAAACGUUUUGAGAAUUAUUAAUGAACCAACUGCUGCUGCUAUUGCUUAUGGGUUGGAUAAGAAGGGUAAAGCAGAACAUAACGUUUUAAUUUUCGACCUGGGUGGUGGUACCUUUGAUGUUUCUUUGUUAUCAAUUGAUGAUGGUGUCUUUGAAGUUAAAGCAACUGCAGGUGAUACUCAUUUAGGUGGUGAAGAUUUUGAUAAUAGAUUGGUUAAUCAUUUGGCUGAGGAGUUUAAGAGAAAGAAUAAAAAAGAUAUUACACAGAAUCAAAGAUCUUUAAGAAGAUUGAGAACUGCUGCAGAAAGGGCUAAGAGAGCAUUGUCCUCUUCUGCUCAAACCUCUAUUGAAAUCGAUUCAUUGUUUGAGGGUAUUGAUUUCUAUACAUCUAUCACUAGAGCUAGAUUCGAAGAGUUAUGCGCUGAUUUAUUUAGAUCUACAUUAGAACCGGUUGAAAAGGUGUUGAGAGAUUCUAAAUUAGAUAAAUCACAGAUAGAUGAAAUUGUUUUGGUUGGUGGUUCUACAAGAAUUCCAAAAGUUCAAAAAUUGGUCUCUGAUUUCUUUAAUGGCAAAGAACCAAACAGAUCUAUCAACCCAGAUGAGGCAGUUGCUUAUGGUGCUGCUGUACAGGCUGCUAUUUUGACCGGUGAUACAUCUAGUAAGACCCAAGAUUUAUUAUUGCUAGAUGUAGCCCCAUUAUCAUUAGGUAUUGAGACAGCAGGUGGUAUAAUGACAAAAUUAAUUCCAAGAAAUUCUACUAUUCCAACAAAGAAAUCAGAAAUUUUCUCCACAUAUGCUGAUAAUCAGCCAGGUGUCUUGAUUCAAGUCUUUGAAGGUGAGAGGACAAGAACUAAAGAUAAUAAUUUGUUAGGUAAGUUUGAAUUAUCUGGUAUUCCACCAGCACCAAGAGGUGUUCCACAGAUUGAAGUGACUUUCGAUAUUGAUGCUAAUGGUAUUCUAAAUGUCUCUGCACUAGAAAAGGGUACUGGUAAGUCUAACAAAAUCACUAUUACAAAUGAUAAGGGUAGAUUGUCAAAAGAAGAUAUUGAGAGAAUGGUGGCAGAAGCAGAGAAGUUCAAAGCUGAGGAUGAAAAGGAGGCAGAACGUGUCCAAGCUAAGAAUCAAUUAGAAUCAUACGCAUUUUCCCUAAAGAACACAGUCAAUGAAAACAAUUUCAAAGAAAAAGUGGGUGAAGAUGAUUCCAAGAAAUUGGAGACUGCAGCGCAAGAAACGAUUGACUGGUUAGAUGCUUCACAAGCAGCUUCUACGGAGGAAUAUAAGGAUAAGCAAAAAGAAUUGGAAGUAAUUGCCAAUCCAAUAAUGUCCAAAUUUUACGGGGGCACUGGUCCAAUGCCUGGUGCUGGCCCAAUGCCUGGUGCUGGUUCUGGGCCAGCUGGUGAAUCAGGACCAACUGUGGAAGAAGUUGAUUAA
Molecule: messenger RNA, 1923 nt
Organism: Arxiozyma heterogenica
Lineage: Eukaryota; Fungi; Ascomycota; Saccharomycetes; Saccharomycetales; Saccharomycetaceae
Exons: 1
Coding region: 1-1923 (640 amino acids)
Biological process (GO): SRP-dependent cotranslational protein targeting to membrane, translocation
Cellular component (GO): cytoplasm; plasma membrane; cytosol
Molecular function (GO): ATP binding; ATP-dependent protein folding chaperone
Source: RefSeq, a predicted model, not a curated record